UCGUUAGGCAUUGUUGUUCACGCGGCAUUGAAGAGUGAAAUUACCCUUGUCGGUAAUCCACUGAAGAAGGAACAACUCACCCUCUGCAAAGCAAGGAAGAAGGAGACGGAGGAGGCAAGUGAGUGGUGAUACCAACGAUUACCCGAAGAUGGCGCUUCAGUGGAUUAUUCUCACCUAUGUUGUUGCAGCUGAGGCAGCCAUUGCUGUUCUCCUCACUCUUCCCUCUCCCAAGCUCCUCAAGAACCAUUUCGUCUCUCUUAUUUCCCUCAUUCUUCAACCCGCCCUUUUCAUUGUUCCCUUCUCUGUCUUCCAGCUUCUCGAUAUAUACUGGAAAAAGGAGCAUCGGUUGAUGUGUACUUCUGAGGUCUGUACUGCUGCAGAGAGAGACCGAUAUGAGAAAUCUAUCUACAAAGCCCAGGGAAAUGUGAUUCUUUGUGUUGCAGCAUGCUUUCUCUACUGGUGUAUAUACCGUAUUUGUAAAUACCAGAAGGAGAUCCAAAGUCUGGAGGAAGUGGAGAAAAGAUACAAGGCUCAAUAGUUUUCAUAAGGCCACACCGUCUCUGCUCGGGAUCUCCUUAGUACUAUCAAUCCUGAAGCUUAGAUGUUAGUGCUUUUGUAAACUCUGUACAGUUGUCCUAAUUUUAUAUAUUUCCUUUUCACUAAAAAAAAAAAAAAAAAUUUUCAUAAGGCCUCAUGGUGUAUUGAUGGGUUUAGUUCAACUUGAAAGCCAAAUGAUGCUAUUACUCUAUUAUGUGAUUUUUUUUUCUUUCCCCCUAAAAUUACGGUUCUGUUGGACGUUGUAUUUGUAUAUGUUUCCAAUUUACUCUCCAUGUUAGCCCAA
Molecule: messenger RNA, 841 nt
Organism: Neltuma alba
Lineage: Eukaryota; Viridiplantae; Streptophyta; Magnoliopsida; Fabales; Fabaceae
Exons: 4
Coding region: 149-538 (129 amino acids)
Biological process (GO): intracellular protein transport; endoplasmic reticulum to Golgi vesicle-mediated transport
Cellular component (GO): endoplasmic reticulum membrane; endoplasmic reticulum
Source: RefSeq, a predicted model, not a curated record